This is a messenger RNA of Manduca sexta (tobacco hornworm), 1638 nucleotides long. RefSeq lists its product as uncharacterized. NCBI's taxonomy places the organism in Eukaryota, Metazoa, Arthropoda, Insecta, Lepidoptera, Sphingidae. The transcript is spliced from 3 exons. The coding region runs from base 317 to 1183 and encodes 288 amino acids. Gene Ontology annotation, cellular component: membrane. The record is from RefSeq and is a predicted model, not a curated record.
AAUAUAAUUAAUAAAUAUCUUGUUCUUUACUUAUCACGAAUCCCGAGCCGGCCGGUAAACUAAAUCUAUCUGUUGAUAUACUUAGUGAUAUACCUACCACGACCCAUGAUUAUGAUUGGAAUAAAAAAUUUAGCACACAUAUUAUGAUGAUAAGAUAGUACAGUAAUCAUGACAAUGCAAAGUGGUGUGCUAUGCGUUCAAAUAUCGUAACAUAAUCUCACCGCGCGGGGCCGCGCCACGUCGAUGUUAUUCAACCGGCGACUUCCGAGACGAGUACAUUACUGUUCGAUGCCGCGUCACUAAUUCACACAUAAAAAUGGUGUCGAUAGAUUUAUCAAAUCCAGCUGUGCAAUCAUACAUCCUAUACUCUGGAAUUUUGGGACUAAAACUUUUGAGUGUGACCGUUUUAACUACGCGAGUGCGUAUGGCAAAGAAAGUGUUCGCCAAUGAAGAAGACGCUAAAAAAACCAAAGGAAAGGUUAAGUACGAUGAUCCCGACGUGGAGCGAGUCCGACGCGCGCACUUGAACGAUUUGGAGAAUAUUCCAGCAUUCUGGGUUCUGGGCGCUUUGUAUCUGACGACUUCUCCCGCGGCGGCGUGGGCCACGCUGCUAUUCCGAGUGUACACAGUGGGUCGAGUGUUGCACACUAUCGUGUACGCUGUAAAGCCGCUGCCGCAGCCAGCCCGGGGCAUCGCUUUCGGAAUACCAUACCUUAUCACUUUAUACAUGGGCGUUAAAGUUGUGAUGCAUUAUAUCAGUGCUUUCUCUUACAUUCUGUACUCUGCAAUUUUAACUUUGAAACUAUUGAGUGUAACAAUGUUAACAUCGCGAGUGCGGUACAGUAAAAAAGUGUUCGCCAAUGAGGAAGACGCAAAAGCCGUCAAGGGCAAAAUUAAAUUCGACGACCCCGAUGUUGAGAAAGUUCGACGCUCGCACUUGAAUGAUUUGGAGAAUAUUCCUGCGUUCUGGUUGCUGGGCGCUCUGUACCUGACGACUUCUCCUUGGCCGGUAAUAGCCACACUACUGUUCCGAGUGUACACAGCAUUCCGAAUACUAUAUACUAUCGUAUACGCUAUAAUACCACUGCCGCAUCCAGCUCGGAGCAUCGCUUUCGGUAUCCCAUACGUAAUCAAUGUAUAUAUGGGUGUACAAGUGAUCCUGCAUUAUUUAAGUGCAUUGUGAAAAAGACAAUUUUAUGUUGGUAACGUCCAAACGAAAAUUAAUUGUGCAGUAUAGUAUGUCUUAAUUAUUUUGUUGAAUGGAUUUUUUUUCUAAAAUAAUUAAUACGUUCUUACUAUUAUAGUAGAAAAACAUUAUGCUAAUAAUAUUUUUUGGGGAUUUGACAGUAAAUAAUAUUCUCGUUAUGUUAAUACAAUACUUAAUUAUUAUACUUAUAUAGUUUUGGAAAAUCCUGUCCCAAUCCGACUAAUGUCGGAAAAUGUGUAUUUUUUUAAAUGUUUAGAUAUAUUUGUCCCAAAUAAACGUACAAACCGCUUUGCCUCUUUCUAGAAAAUAGUAAGUAUAAAAAUAGUAAAUUUAUCCAAUUCAUUAUGAUAUCUUAGUAUAUUAUAAUAUUAUGACAAAAUUCAUAGCCCUGGGAUACGACGAAAUUAUUAAAAUAAAAGAAAUGAAAAUUG